UCGUACGUAAAUGUUUCAAGGCGGGUGCACGCGUCGCCGCCUCGCUAAUAAACCUGAAUUCAGAGUUAGUGAAAAAAAAGAAAAUUAUAUACAUAAAGUGAAAUACAAUGGAUACGUUACAGACAAUUCAAUGUGCUACUCCACGACUAGAACCCAGCAUUCAAUUUUAAGUGCAUAAGAGUAAAUUUCCUACUUGGCCAAUGAAAAGUAAAGUCAAAGUGAAUUUUUUUCAGUCUAAAAGAAAAAAAUUGCAAAAAAUUUGGCCACAUAAUUAUUAACAUAGCCAAAUCCAGCAAAUCAUUUGAAAACAACUCCGGUCAAGAGCACAGAUACAGCUGUGUACCUAUAAUAAUUUGAAAAAAGGCUAAAGCAACAAAAUGUUAAUACGAGAAAUGCAAGCUACAGAAUUGAUGGUGGCUAAAAAUCAUAGUGAAGUUUGAAAGGUCCCCACCUAAUUGGGACAGUGAAGAAGAGUAAAACGGUGCCAACCUUAAAGUGAUACCCUAUAAUUUAAUUGAUGUGAGUUCGACGUCACAUUUGCAAUACGCGGUGCAUAAGAAGAUCACAAAUUUCCAAAUACAAUUGUACACAUACUCAUUGUAUUUUGUGAUUGUUGUAUUCGAAUCCCGACUAUAACACACCCAUCGUCUGCAACGAGUAUCGGCCGUGGUACGCGUUUAACGAACACUGUUGGAUUACUUCUCGUCUGGUGCAAAACCCAAAACUUCGUCUUUCACCAACUAACUGCCCAUCAUCAUCUUUGUAGUCAUCUGUGCUUUUGGAUAUAAUUCCCACCUUCCGUGUAAUACGUCGACUGGAUGAGAUAUAUGAAUGCUUGUGCAGCACCAGCAUACAUACGUUAAUGGGAAAAUAUGACUGUCUGACAUAUUUUCUACAAAUUAAUUUGGCCAACCAACAAAAAAAAUGUUCUGCGUCGAAUACUUAAGGGCGUACAAAUGAACAUAACGUGCCCCGGAUAACAUUCGUUUACAGCUGCUACUAUCGACAACAAAAUCUAAGGCUACAGCAGAAACCGAAACAACAACAAACAUUCCUUUUUGUUGACUACCUACCUACUCUUCUUAUCCAUUCUAAAUGAAAGUGAUUGAGUAGCAGAUCACCGACUCUUCUGCUCUGUUUGCUAUCUCUCUGGCUGUCGCUUAUACAUUAUUUUACUCUCUGUUAUUGCCUUUGGGCUUCUCACAUAAACUCGACCUCACUUGUAGCUCGCUGACAUAUGAGGGCAAACUAAGAGUUUUUAAUGACUUGAUAAUUAGUGUUCGUAAAGUGUGUAUGUAAGUUGGUCGUGCUGCGAGACGCCAAACCUAAUGUAAAUCGUUUGCUUCUUUUUGCCUUCGCGUCGUUUACAUACGGAAAGAAAAAGAAAAAAUCAAUUGUAGCAAUUCUACUCCCAUAUUGGGAAGUGUAUACAAGAUAAAAUAAGAUGUAAUAAUAACGAAUUUCACAGGGAUAUCCUCCACCUUGGGUGAAGUGAAAUAAGGAUAACAAGUGGUUUUAUUGAGUGUUUUUUUAAACAAAACAGCACAAGGCUGUACUCGCCUAUAAGUGGCAUAAAGCGAAUCCAAUCAAGGUGAAGAGUAGCGUGAAUUUAUUUGUGGAGUUUGUCGGUCACAAACCAAGUGUUUAUUUAAAAUUUCGGCAAUAGGAUACAAUAUUUCAAGGACUUUGUCCAUGUGUAGAAAAAACAAUGGCGGAUUCAAAAGCCCCAAUUCGAUUUAAAGGAGGCACACGAUCAAGAACAAAUUCCCCAUUCUGGCUGCUCUUUCGGAUAUUACUAGGUGUUCUAGUUCUGCGAUGGAGUGCUGUUACGACUGUGUUCGCUGAACCAUUUGGAGGUGGUUCAGUAGGAAUACAUAUACCUGGAGCCAGUUUAAGCGCCAUCAGUGAAGCGAGAUGUCCUAGAAUAUGCACGUGCAAUGGAUUAACUGUUGACUGUUCGCAUCGAGGAUUAACCCAAGUUCCGCGCAAAAUAUCAGCCGAUGUGGAAAGACUUGAUCUACAAGGCAAUAACAUAACUGUGAUCUUCGAGUCUGAUUUUCAGAGAUUAACUAAGCUUAGAGUACUGCAACUGACGGACAACCAAAUCCACACCAUUGAAAAAGGAUCGUUGCAGGAUCUCAUAUCGUUGGAGCGAUUACGCCUCAAUAACAAUCGACUUAAGGCAAUACCUGAUAACUUAGUCACAAGUUCAGCGAGUCUUUUGCGAUUGGAUGUGUCGAAUAAUGCGAUUGCCACUAUCGGUCGGCGAGUGUUUAAAGGGGCACAAUCACUACGCAGCCUACAGCUGGACAAUAAUCAAAUUACCUGUAUGGACGAGCAUGCUUUUAAGGGGCUGUCGGAGUUGGAAAUACUCACUCUCAAUAACAACAAUUUGACAACCUUGCCACAUAACAUAUUCAGCGGUUUGAGCCGAUUACGGGCAUUGCGUCUCUCGGAUAAUCCCUUUUCCUGCGAUUGCCACUUAUCGUGGAUGUCCCGUUUUUUGCGCAGUGCUCCCCGUCUUGCCCCUUAUACACGGUGUCAAUCUCCAUCCCAGCUGAAGGGCCAAAAUGUGGCAGACCUACAUGACCAAGAAUUCAAAUGCUCAGGAUUGACCGAACAUGCACCCCUCGAGUGCGGCCUUGAGAGCAGCUGCCCCCACCCUUGUAGAUGUGCAGAUGGUAUUGUGGAUUGCCGUGAAAAGAGUCUUAAUAUCGUGCCGGCUACAUUGCCUGAGGAUACCACUGAAUUACGUUUGGAACAAAAUUUUAUCACAGAACUACCCCCUAAAGCAUUUGCGAAUUUUCGACGUUUGAGACGAAUAGACUUGUCUAAUAACAAUAUCUCAAGAAUAGCCCACGAUGCUUUAAGUGGUCUUAAAUCAUUAACAACACUGGUUUUAUAUGGCAACAAAAUAAAGGAUUUGCCUUCGGGUGUUUUUAAAGGUCUUUCAUCGCUUCAACUACUGCUACUAAAUGCUAAUGAAAUCUCGUGCAUUCGCAAGGAUGCCUUCCGCGAUUUGCACAGCCUCAGCCUUUUAUCCUUGUACGACAAUAACAUUCAGACCCUCGCAAAUGGCACUUUUGAUGCGAUGAAGAGCAUUCAGACACUGCAUUUGGCAAAGAAUCCUUUUAUUUGUGAUUGUAAUCUUAGAUGGCUGGCCGACUACUUGCACAAAAACCCAAUUGAAACGAGUGGUGCUCGAUGUGAAUCGCCCAAGCGGAUGCAUCGUCGACGGAUUGAAACUUUACGAGAAGAGAAGUUCAAGUGUUCCUGGGACGAACUGCGAAUGAAACUUUCUGGAGAAUGUCGUUUGGACACUGACUGUCCAACUUUAUGCCAAUGCGACGGAACCGUGGUGGAUUGCUCUGGGCGCAACCUUAAGGAAAUUCCACGCGACAUACCACUGCACACUACCGAAUUGCUUUUGAAUGAUAACGAAUUGGGACGCAUAACAUCGGACGGCCUUUUUGGUCGUUUGCCACAUUUAGUUAAAUUGGAUAUAAGGCGUAAUCAGAUUGUUGGUAUCGAAGCGAACGCUUUUGAGGGUGCCUCGCACAUACAGGACCUACAAUUAGCGGAAAACAAAAUCAAAGAGGUAUCUAAUAAAAUGUUCUUGGGUCUGCAUCAAUUAAAAACUCUGAAUCUAUACGACAAUCAAAUUUCUUGUGUUAUGCCAGGAUCCUUUGAGUUUCUCACGUCGCUCACUUCACUAAAUCUGGCAUCAAAUCCCUUCAACUGCAACUGCCACUUGGCAUGGUUCUCCGAUUGGCUACGAAAAAGGCCUCUAAGCGGGGGAGCAGCUCGAUGUGCUUCUCCGACAAAGGUUCGUGACAUGCAAAUAAAAGAUUUAGCCCACAAUGAAUUUAAGUGCACUUCGGAGAAUAACGAUGGCUGUUUGGGAGACGACUACUGUCCUCCCAUGUGCACAUGUACGGGGACGGUUGUGCGAUGUUCGCGUAAUAAUUUAACGGAAAUUCCUCGCGGAAUACCUAGCGAGACAUCCGAACUUUACUUGGAGUCCAAUGAAAUAUCGUCGGUACAUCACGAUCGCAUUCGCCAUCUGAAAUCGCUCACGAGAUUAGAUUUGAGCAACAACAAGAUAACAGUACUAUCAGACUACACGUUUGCAAACUUAACCAAACUGUCCACUUUAAUAAUAUCGUACAAUAAUUUACAAUGCCUGCAACGCCAUGCUCUCUCCGGAUUAAACAACUUGAGAGUGCUCUCUUUGCAUGGAAAUCAGAUAUCAAUGAUGCCAGAUGGCUCAUUCGAAGAUUUAAAAUCAUUAACCCACAUAGCUCUGGGAAGUAAUCCACUGUACUGUGAUUGCUCACUGAAAUGGUUCUCCGAUUGGAUCAAAAUGGACUACGUAGAACCGGGUAUAGCGCGAUGCUCCGAGCCGGAAUAUAUGAAAGACAAGUUGGUUCUUUCUACCCCUUCGCAUAAUUUUAUUUGCAAGGGUAAAGUAAGCAACGAUAUAUUGGCCAAAUGCGACACAUGCUUCACAUACCCAUGUCAGAACAAGGCCAAGUGUGUGUCACUACCACAGCGUGACUAUAAGUGUCUCUGUCAGCCGGGAUACCAUGGAAAGCACUGUGAAUUUAUGAUUGAUGCCUGUUAUGGAAACCCGUGUCGGAACAACGCAACAUGCACUGUUUUAGAAGAAGGUCGCUUUAGCUGUCAAUGUGCUCCUGGGUACACUGGAGUUCGGUGCGAAACGAAUAUUGAUGACUGUCUGGGCGAAGUCAGGUGCGAAAACAAUGCUACCUGUAUUGAUGGUAUAGAAUCAUAUACUUGCGAAUGCCAACCAGGUUUCACGGGUGAAUUUUGUGAUAUAAAAAUCAAAUUCUGCAGUAUAGAGUUCAAUCCCUGCACAAACGGUGCAAAAUGUCAGGAUCAUUUCACACAUUACACUUGUGAAUGCAUGCCCGGUUUUCAUGGAAUCAACUGUACUGACAAUAUCGACGAUUGUCAAAAUCACAUUUGCCAAAAUGGAGGAACUUGUGUUGAUGGCAUCAAUGAUUAUAUAUGCAUGUGUCCGGACGAUUUCACCGGAAAAUACUGUGAGGGACACAAUAUGGUUUCAAUGAUGUAUCCACAAACUUCUCCUUGCCAAAAUCAUGAGUGCAAGCAUGGGGUUUGCUUCCAGCCGAAUCCGUCCGGCUCCGAUUAUUUGUGCAAGUGUCAUCCAGGAUAUACCGGGAAAUGGUGCGAGUAUUUAACCAGCAUAAGUUUUGUUCAUAACAACUCGUUUGUUGAAAUGGAACCAUUGCGCACUAAACCUGACGCCAACGUAACCAUAGUCUUCAGUACUUCAGAGCAGAAUGGUAUACUUAUGUACGAUGGUCAAGAUGCGCAUUGGGCCGUGGAACUCUUUAAUGGCAGGAUUCGUGUUAGCUAUGAUGUUGGCAAUUAUCCCGUCUCUACAAUGUACAGCUUCGAGAUGGUGGCCGACAGCAAGUACCACACAGUUGAACUUCUGUCUAUCAAAAAGAAUUUUACCUUAAGAGUAGAUAGAGGUUUGGCUAGAUCCAUUAUUAACGAUGGCUCCAAUGAGUACUUGAAGCUCACGACUCCAUUGUAUUUGGGGGGAUUGCCGUCGGAACCAGCGCAACAAGCAUAUAAAAACUGGCAACUUCGUAAUCUCACCAGCUUUAAAGGAUGCAUGCGGGAAGUUUGGAUCAACCACAAACUUGUGGACUUUGAAAAUGCAGCAAGGCAACAAAAGAUCACACCAGGUUGCGCUCUUUUGGAAGGGGAGGCUGCCGAAGAUGAUGAACAAGACUUCAUGGAUGAAACACCGCACAUCAGCAAGGAGGUAGACCCUUGUGAAAACAACAAAUGCCGACGAGGAAGUCGUUGCAUACCCAACCAAAGUGCUCGAGAAGGGUACCAAUGCAAAUGUAAACACGGUCAAAAAGGACGCUACUGUGAUCAAGGUGAGGGCACCACGACAGAGCCCCCAACAAACACUGUAGCAUCAACUUGUCGCAAGGAGCAAGUGCGCGAGUACUACACAGAAAACGACUGUAGAUCAAGACAACCUCUGAAAUAUGCCAAAUGCGUCGGCGGUUGUGGCAAUCAAUGUUGCGCGGCGAAAAUAGUGCGAAGGCGCAAAGUCCGAAUGAUAUGCAGCAACAACAGGAAAUACAUCAAAAACCUUGAUAUCGUACGAAAGUGUGGGUGCACAAAGAAGUGCUACUGACUGAAAGAUGCGACUACCCAAUUAAACAGCAACAGCUUAGAAAAUACGAGUAAAAUAGAACACACAAAUAUCACCAUUUUUAGCAGUAAGAAUAGUAGUAAUAAUAAUAGGAGUAUACAUAACUAUAGCAAUAGUAAUAACGUAUUAGAUGAUAGUUUAAGGGUAACAGAAAAACUAUUUAACGAAUAUGUUAAGCGAAGAAAUGUGGAGACAUCAAAGAUAGAAAAGGGUGAGAGCAGUAAGACGAAAAACAUUACGCAAGGUCAAGGAGAUGAUGAUUUGACAGCCGACGAUGACUAUAUGAGCGAAUAUGAGACUGAAGGUGUUACAGGCGACAAUGACAGUGAACAGAUGCAACUAAAUCCAAGUACAGACUAUUAUGAUGAGGAUGGGCUGUAUGAUGACGGAGAAGAAGAUGAAGAUGAGAUCGUGGAUGAUAGCGACGAGCCCGAAUUGUUGCCUGAGGCUAAGGGUCUGGUCCAGUCAUCCAGCACUACUGAAUACGAGGAGGAGGAAGACAUGGGUUACGACGAGGACGACGAACGUAUUGCCAUUGCCGUAGAACGGCCAAAAGAAGUACGUUCGCGUUCUCAUAGUGAUCGCGAGCAAGGUUUUAUCAAUGAAGAAGGAAGCGGAAGUUUUGGAAGAUCAUCCAAAAAUGGAUACAAAGAUAACCAAAAUGAUAGAUUUAGAUUUGAUUACAUAAAUAAGUAUAGACGAAAACAACAAAAACUACCCGCCGACCACUCUAACAAUGGCAACUCGGAUGUUGACUUGCGAGAAAGCAGCGGCAAUUUUGCUAACGAUGAUGAAGAUAAUGAUGACGACAGCGAUGACGAUGACGAUGGCGACGAAGACAGCGAUGGGUUCUUUAAUUCAAAGAGGAAGUCCAAUAGCCGUUACUUCCGAAAAAAUACCAACGACGCCAUUAAAAUAAUCUCAACGCCAUUGGGCAAAGUUGGUAUUGUAUAUCAACAGACCCCAACAACAGGCGGAGAAAAGCCAUUAGAGAACACGGAAAAAAAGUCAACUUCUUUCACUGAUUUUGACGCCCUAUCGCCAGACCCAGAGAGCAGUCAUCGUUUGGCGUCUUCUCAUCCGAAAAUUACACCAGUCUUAACACCCGAUGGUAAGGUUGCCCUGCUUUAUCGUGGAGACUCCGAAAAUUCAAAAUAUGAGCCAAUACGAAAUAUCAGCACUCAUAAAUUUAGUAAAAAUGGCGAAUCUAGUUCAGAAAAGAAAUUGAGUGCCAACACGGACGUCAGCAGCGGAGAAUAUGACGAUUCCGAACAAACGUCGGACGUAGACGAUGAAGAGGAGCUUCGUUUUGGCUCUAAUCGAGACCAAAUCAACAAAAAUCCGUCUCUGGCCAAAACCACAACCAACGAGGAGCAGGCCGCUAUACUACCGGCACCAGAAACUGCACCUACAACAGGAUCCUUUAUAAUACGUCCGACAGACUCUGUGUUGCCUAUGAUAAACAGGCCAUUAUCUGAAGUACUCGGCAUUAAGAAGAACCAAUUUAAGCAGUUUCGCGUUAAGGACAGUUCUGCCACUACAACAGAACAAUCAUUGCGAUCCAUUAAUGGACUCAAUAUGGAAAGUGCCGAUUCAACUACUUUACAUUUCUUGACCAAAGUCAAUUUGGCUGACUAUCCGACGCGUUCGCGUAACUUUGACUUUGACUUUAGCAGAGAUAAUACAAUGCUUGACGAACGUACCCGCCACAGAGACCAACAGACCAAAUCUACCCUCGAUACAAACUUGCAAAACUCCAACUCCUUGGAUGACAACAAUCAAGCAUCUCAAAUAGCUAAUGAUGAGAUUUUAUCCAAAACCGAAGUUGUAAACUUGGCCAUUAUUCCACACUUCGACGAAGAACUUGAACGCUUGCAGAGACUACGCGAGUACGAAGAACGUCGCCAUUAUCGUCAGCGACAUCGACAAAAGCAAAACGACGAGGAUCUAUCCGGCAUACACUGCAUCAUGCAGGCCAUGAUGGGUAUUGCGGCCAUAUCAACAGUAUUCGGCAUGCUGGGUACUUUCUUCAAACAACGCAUACUUGACCAGUUGCGUCUCAUGCACUGGUAGUACAACAAGGGUAUUCGAUUGUUUCUCAUUUCACAAUUGAAUACCCCAUUACACUUGUUCUUGUUGCCACUGUCGUUGUUAUCCUUCUUUUAAGCUCCUUCUCUACCAAAAUACAUAUAUACAUAAUAAUUACAUAAACAUUACAUAAAAACUUAUUUCUAUAUUAAGACACUUAUCGAAUGAUUAACUACGCCAAUUAUCCACAAACAAAUUUAAUUAUACAUACAUAUAUCAUCAUUCAUUCCUCCAUGCUUCUUAAUAACAGAUAUGAAUGUACAUGCAUAAAACCACAUAUACACGCUAAUACUAGAUAAGUACGCUCCUAUACAGCAGACCUUGACUAGCAGUGCCACCAGACGUUUCCUCUUGCCGAGAUCUUUUAAUAUAUUAACGACGUUGGGCUUUAUAAUCCUCAGCUCCAGCAAUUGUAGUCAACCCUGGUCUAGCCUACUCCAUACUGUGUAUUUUGAUACACCCUUUUCUUUUCUGUUAGUAAUUAGCAAAAGAGUUUCUUCACCACUCCUUAGGUUAGGUUAGUUUGAGGGUACGCACAUUAAUCCGUCCCGUGCCACUAUGAACUUACACCUAAGCCAAUAAUCGGCUUGCUGCGCGCUCUAAAUACUAAAAAAAAACUUCGAAAAAUAAACUCUUAGCCAAAAAUUCCAUGCUACUUAAAAUAAAUUCCUAAUUUCUCUCCAUUCCACUCCCCAAAGAGCAGUUGUAUGUUACCCGCGACAGCCGGACAAUGACAUAAGGAAUGCUCCAAUGUCUCAUCAUCUUUCCCACAUGCAGUCACUUGCCGCACUUGUUCUUCUCAUAUCAACGAGUGCAGUCCGAUUAAAGUUUAAGCUCAAUGAUAGAGGGCCUCGUUCUUUUAUGCCGAAUUCGAACAGCGUGUCGCCUAGCGGCUCCAUUUGGUAGAGAAAUUUUAACAAUAAGGAUUACGCCACGUUCGGUGGCGCUCGUAGUCCUAUAUUUCCCAAUAUGAUACCGAAAGCUUCUUCCUCCUUUAGUAAUAGCCUCGUUUUCUGACGAUCUUGAUAUCCCCACGGUGCAACAUGGGUUUACGUCGCCCACGCCCUUAACCCGGACUCCGUUACUGUAAAAGCAUUCGGAUUUACCAAGUUCGUUGAUGGCAAUCCUCCUCCACAGCCAAAUCGUCUGCUCUUUCAUACCCCUUUAUUCCGCUAUGACCCUCACCCAAACAAUGUGGUGCCAUUCUCAGAGAAGACGUAAACUCCUUCUUUACUUCAAGACUGUUCGUGACAUUACUGUCCGUAAAGAUGUUUACACUCGUAAUCGUCAAGUUUACACCGUACCACCUAACGCUUUCCGUGACCGCCCGUAUCUCCGCUGGCAGGGCGGAGAUACCAACCACAAAAAUAAUUGAUAGCAAAACAUUUAAUUAAUCCAAAAGUUAAAUUAACUAAUAUUUUUUUAAUUAAAAAAAAUAUUUAAUUUAAUCGCUUUUUAGCCGAAUUUGAUUUUUCAAUUGAAAAUUUGUAGGUUUUCUCGCAAUUCAUAAAAAACUUAUAGGUCAAUCAAUUUAUUAUCGAUUAUUUAAAUGCUGUCAUUACAAAUUUUAAUUGGUUUAAAAUUUUCAUCAAAAUUUUUCCCCAUUUUCAAUGAUUAAUUUUUUUCAUUGAAUUGUAGGGUUGGAAGCCAAAGCCCACUAUAUCCAUAGGAACAAAAUGGUAUUGAUGUGAUUGAUAUUUUGUUUACAAAAGGGAUAUGGGCUUACAGAAGGGAUAUAGACGACUCCCCCAUUUUUGCAUUGUAAACCUUUUAAAGUUCAUUGUGGUGCUCAACUAACACUGUUUAUUACGAACAAACAGUACUCUCUUUGAAAUAUGUUUCAGCAUUUCCGAGAUAUUCGGCAAAUUCAGCAAAAAAGAUCAUUCUUACAACUUGUAAAUAAAUUAAAUUUUUAUAAAAACAAAAACAAACAUUAAUGAUACAAAUCUAUGGAAAUGCAAAGCCACUUAGAAUAUUUUUUGUAAUUUGUAAAACAAUUGGAUUUCUAAUGUACAUGCUAUAUAUAAAAUGGGUAUUUCUUGUUCAUAAAUUCACACAAACUACAUUUUUGAAUGCGAAAUUGGAUAAAUAAAAUUAGGUAUCCUAUUUUCUAUUUUAUUUAAUUAGUUAUGACAGAACAUUUGUCCCAUUGGCCGAGCUUACCAAGCGUCUCGAUCUUCUGCGCUCCUUCCCCAAUCUCUGACACCAAGUUUCGAGAUGUCUUUUACCAUUUGAUCUUUCCAUCGGAUUUUCGGUCGUCCCGGUUUGCGCGUACCACAGAGCUUGGCUUCAAAAAACUUCUUACUUUCUUUCUCCUUCUUUACGAAGAAUCUAGGAUCCAUAUAACACCACGGGUAGUAUCAGUGCCCUGUAUAGAAAACAGAUUCGUUGCCACAACCAAUAUGAAGGUUCAUAAACAGUUCGGUAACGACAGCCAAUGUUGAAAUUGAGGUUAUUGCCCUAUUUUUGUUAUUGGUACCAAAAAUAGUACUGUAUGGAAAAAUUAAAAGAGCAGGCUUUUGACAUAUUGUUAUUUAUAUUUCUUUACUUGAAGAAUCCCAAUAUGUAAAAAAUUUCCAAGAAGAUGAUAACUUUUCUACAAUAAACAGAGCAAUAUUGCUAUCCGGUUAGCAAAUUGCUAACCAACAGCAGAGCCAUGCAGGCUUAUCCAAAAGACGCAGUGAGCUCCUCGUAAAUAAGAUGUUCGCUUAUUGAAGUACAGACUUCUAAAACUUUUACCUAGUAUAAUUGUUUAAGUCCAUACUUUUGCACUAUUAAAAACAACCAUACUUUACACAGAGAAGAAAUAACUUUAAUGUUUUUCCGAAUAUAAAUGAUAAUAACACAUUCGAUUAAAGUAACUGAUUGGUUGAAGCACUAACUAAAACAAUCAGACUGAAAUCGUAGUUGAGGCUAAUCUUUGUUUGUACUCCUUUAGGAAUUUUCAAAUAUUCAGAAGUUGAUACAACAACUAGAGUCAAAACAAAAUUUAUUUUUUAUGCAAAUGAUUGGCACAACCAAUAGAUUGACUAUGAACAUCUUCAUUCAAUGGUUUCAAUAGUAUCGUAAUCAAUUUGACUACUGAACCAAGAAAAUGACUGGUACUUACAAUUAAAAAUUAUUUACCAAUAUCAAAAAUUUAUGUCUAUAAUCGAAUUCCAACCAAUGACUUCUCUGGAUAUAGGCGCCAUCCUUUUUUUGAUAUAUUGAAAGCAAAAGGUAUAAAUGUAUACUAAUACACCCAGUCGAUAAACUGUCAAAAGAUGAGAUAAAAUUUGAAAAUUAGCCACAACUCAAGUACACUUUUUAAAAGUUCUAGCGGCAAAAGUAGACGCCACACUCAAAAGCAGAAGUCGAAUUGAACGAAGCAGGUAGCAAUAGCAAAUCGAAUAUGUAUGUAUAGAUAGAUAUUCUUUCAAUGUACAGACAGACUUCCAAUGUGAAUAGCUCAUUACAGAUCGAUACGAACUAGAGAAUUUAGCAAAUUUUGAGUAUGAAAUAUUUCGAAAAGUAGAGCGCAUCAUUGCUGACGUCUUAUCGAUUGUGAAGAAAAAAAUCCUUGCAGAUGUAAAUCUGCAUUAUGCAAACACCUGUACAUCGUACUCUCUAAGAACAUCCAAAGCCUAAAUGUGUAUCUGAGGAUUACACAUGUAUAUCAUUGAAUCGAAUAUUAUUUUAGGAGUACAUUAAAGCAUUUUCUUUGUGACUAACAUAACUCUUACAUACAAACAUAUAUUCACUCGUAUACCCACUUACAUACAUACUAUAUUAACACAUACAUGCAUACAUAUAUGUAAUUAACGAAAUACUACAUGCAUUCGUACAUAUAUAUUUACGCUAAUAUUCGCAUAAGAAGGUGAUGUGCCAGCUACCCAGGCAGAAAACUCAUACGAGCUCACCGACACGUAGCACAGCCCAUAAUGACAACGAAAUCCAAUGUAAUUCAUUUUCAAACCUAAUUCCGAGAUACAUUUUCUACGCGCACUAUUUUCACUUGUUUCCCUGCAAACUACAAAACAAUCUCGCCUAAUCGAUAACAGUGACAAGUACAGAUAACAGACAUACAAAUACAAAAACCAAAAAAAAAAAAUCGGCCAAAUCCUGGCAAAAAGUUCACAACGUUGUACGCAACAUUGUACAAAAUUUCCACCGCACAAAAGUAUUGUCCCGUUUCCGAGUCAUAAUCGUGUAACACCAACGCUGUCCGCAGCACCCAAAAGUGUAAAUUCAUUCCAUCCCAUACAGACAAACAUUUAUUAAAUAAAGACGAUGACACUCCCAAGAAGACCCAAACAAACCCAAACAUAGAUGGAAGAAGACCGACAGACAUUUAACUGCCAGGCCCCUCUUUAUUCCCUCAGAGAUUCGAUGUAAUCGGCAUGGCCGCCGAAGCACGCCAUGGCCGAAGCGAAAGUGAAAAUAUUUAUUUGUAUUUUUUAAUGUAUACAAUCUAUGAUGUAUUUAUAUUGUAAGAUCUUUACUAUUAUAAAACGAAUUUUUCAACAAAUCGUUGCAAAAGAACCCUAGAAUAAUCAAAGAAACCAACAACAAAGCUCAAUGGUGAACCUAAACAAGUUAAAUCAAUUAAACACGAACUAACAUCUAAGCUGGGUAGUCGCAUGUAAAAAUAACAAUUUUAACAAUGAACGUAAAUGCGUAUUUAUUAACUCUUAUUAUAAGUAACACUAAUAUAUACACCUACGUAGUUCAAUAAGUUAGACUAACAAAGAAUUGAACAUGGAAAACAAAUGUUUGUUUUAUUAUUAUUUUUUUGUUUUUUUUUUUAUUUUUUUUUAAUGAGCCUCAUUCAAUUACAUACUACAUACGCACUACGAUAAAGGGAAUAAAGUAGUGAGCGGAAAUCAAGGAGAUAACAUGUCCAUUAUUUCAAAUCAUUCCGGGGUGUUUAUCCUCGAUGUGUACUUAGUUCACUAUCUGCCGAACUAUAGCAACGAAACCAGCGAAAAACAAAACCAUUCGAGUGCGACAUACUAUGUGUUUGGUUUCCGUAAACGUUCGUUCCUCAUUCUAUCGGUUAUGUACAAAUAAAACUAUAAAACAAAUAAACUAUGAAAUCUUAGCCGGAAAGUAGAAAUGAUCAAAACAGCCGCUAACACAUACCACAUACCCUAAUACAUAUUUGUGUUACUGUUCCAUAUAAUUUGUCAUUUUUGUCUAUUGUAUGUAUCUAUGCCUAAAUCUAUAUUCUUAUGUCUAUCUAUCGAAUAACGAACGAAAUAAGUAAUCGAAUGUGUCGAAAUUAAACUUCGUCAAAAAUUAACAAUAAACAUACAUUCACAUGGA
This is a messenger RNA of Stomoxys calcitrans (stable fly), 13618 nucleotides long. It is a transcript of the gene sli, whose product is annotated as protein slit. The transcript has 23 exons. Lineage: Eukaryota; Metazoa; Arthropoda; Insecta; Diptera; Muscidae. Gene Ontology annotation, biological process: axon guidance. The record is from RefSeq and is a predicted model, not a curated record. Gene Ontology annotation, molecular function: calcium ion binding; heparin binding; Roundabout binding.